AAAUCGGAAAGAUUAUAAACAUACUAAAACGUGCUCAAGUCAAUUAGUCAGUUUCCAACAGUCCCUCAUCUGGAACAGUGAUCACCCCCCUCUCUCCCGGCUCUCAUUCGUCUGGCGUAUCUUCAUUUUCUUCUUUGGAUAGCUUUACAGUUCAUCCUCCCAAUGGCACACAUGUAACUCAUGCAUGUCAAAGUGAAUGGCCCUUGAUAAUGUCCCCGAUUUCAAUAUCUGGGGAAUAAUCUGAUUUUCCCAAGCAGACAAAGCACACAAAUGUCUCACCACCAACCUUUACGGUCCAUUUCUGUCUUGUCCAUUUUACAACCAGUACACCAGCAGCAUGAGAUAAGUUUGGACAUGAUCUCUCUCCAUGCUCACUCCACGUGGACGGUCUCAGGACUCAUGCUGCGCUCCUGAAAGAAAUGCCAUUGAUAGCUUCGACUGGAUGCUGUACACCGUUUGCUGGCUCGGACUCAUGUCUCUGGUAGAAGUGGUGGAGGACAGGGUCAUAGUGAACACCAUUGUCGCAAUUUCUUCAGCCGGUAAGGCUCACACUGUUCUUGGUCGAAUAAUCCCUUCCAUGCAUCUAGAUACAGUCUGGGGUCGCUAUCGCCAUAACCUUGAGAGAGGACAGACCAAAACAACAGUUUAGGGCAUUUCUGAUUCAGGAAAUCCAGACAAACUAUUCACUGUAUGACUAAUUAUUACAUUCCCAAUAUCGUUAAUACAAAUGUCUAAGACAAAUGUCAAUGAGAAUAACAACACACUGUUGAAACCAUUUUGCAAAUUGGCUUAUACUCCCCUAUCAUAUUGGCGAUCUCACAGCAGAGUUACAGGGUCAGGGAGUUAGAGGGGUAACCUUUUGAGAGAAUUCCUGACCAUACAGCAGACUCAAUCUGGUGAGAUUUGUAUUGAAGCAAAGACAAAAACAAUACAAACAAAACAACAACAGCAAUACACUUCUUCAUAUUUACCAGCAUUUACAUAUUAUACUUAAAUCUCAGGGUGAUCACGCCUCACCAGAAAGUCAGAACAGACGUCACCAUUAAGUGAGUCUGUUCUUUCCCUUUUCUUUCCCUGUAUUUCAGACUAAUUAUUUAAAGAAAGUUCAAACAUUCGGUGUACCAGGUUUGCAUUGGGUUUUUCAGUACAUUUCAGUACAUGUUGCCCUUUGCCUCCCUCCUUAGGACAUUCAUAUUCAACAGUAACAUAUACGAACAGAAUAUGAACUUUAUGCACUUCCCCUUUUCUCACCCAGUAACUUCCCACAUCACUCAGUAACUUUCCACAUACCUAGUUCCUGUUCACCCUUCCAUGACCCCUAACAUACACAUUCCUUACACGUGUAAAGUAAUCAAUACAUUCUAGUAUGGUAACAUGAAUAAGUAUAUUUCAAGCUAGAAUCCAACAGAAUGUUCUUAAUGUCUUAUACACCCAGUGUAGGAAGAUCUGCUCCUUUAAGAGAUGGAGAAGAAAGCUCAAAGUCUUUCAAUAUGGUGUUGGGAGGAGCCUGUUGCUGAAAUGAAACUAAACAGCAGAGCUGAAUGUUGAGGACCUGAAGACACUUCCUCCUUAUACAUUUCUCUGAACACUUGCCAGUCCCCUGAACUCAGUCUUACUUUGGGAUUCAAGAGAAAAAGAAGAUAAUUCAACAAUACACAUCAUCUCAGGCAUGGCGUCAGCUAACAAUCCACAGUCUGAAAUGCAGUUAAUAUGCAGUAUCUGUGAGGAGGUGCUCAAGAAACCAGUCACAACCCCAUGUGGGCACAACUUCUGCAUGGAUUGUAUCAGAGAAUACUGGAAAAACAAUGUCCUGUGCCAGUGUCCACAGUGCAAGGAGAAAUUCCCUAACAUAUCUGAGCUAAAAGUCAAUACUCAAUUAUCUAAAAUGGUUGAUGAGUUCUGGAAUCCAUUUGUGGUAAAUACCACAAGCCCCCAGGACCAAUGCCUGGACCAUCCUAGAGAGGUGUCCCAUUAUAUCUGUGUUGGGAGGGAGGUCAAGGCUGUGAAUUCUUCUUUUGAGGCCUCUUACUGUGAGACUCCCCUGGAGCCCAAUCAGAGAGUCGCAACCUUGAGGAGACAACAGCAUGUAGAGAAUCCUGAAGAACAUAUGUGUGAGAGGCAUGGGAGAUGUCUGGAGUUCAAGACCGACUACAAUAUCCACAACACUGUCGCUCUUGAAGUGGAAACCAGAAAGAAUAAUGUACAGUUAGGAAAGGCUGAAGUGCAGCAGAUGAUUAAGGGCAGACAGCAGAAAAUGAUUGAGAUCAGAAAUAGAAUACAAUCUAGCGGAAUAAAUGCAGAGCAAGAGGUAGAGAACAGUUGUCAGACCUUUAGAGCUUUAAUGCGCUCCAUUGAAAGAAGCCAGGCUGAACUCAAUGAGGUGAUUUCAGAAAAGCAAAAGGAAACCAAAAGGCUGGCUGAAGGGCUCAUUAAAGAGCUGGAGCAGGAAAUCACUGACCUAAAACUCCUCCAGAGCUCACCAUCCCUGUGCACCUCUCCACCCACCAAGGACUGGUCUGAGAUCAGGGUUCAGAGUGUUGAGAAUGUCGGCAUGGUGAGGAAAGCUGUGAAGAGAGCUGGCUCUCAGUUUGAAGAUGCACUGAAGAGUGAAUUGAAGAGGUUGUGUGAGGCUGAGCUCAAGGUUAUUCAGCAGUGGUCAGUGGAUGUAACUCUGAACCCUGAUACAGCUCAUCCCAAUCUCACUCUCUCUGAAGAUGUGAAACAACUUAGACAUCCCGGUAGACGACAGAACUACCCUGGCAAUCCAGAGAGGUUCUUCUAUAUUGCCAGCGUCCUGGGAAAGGAGGGCUUCUCCUCAGGAAGAUUCUACUAUGAGGUGCAGGUGAAGGGAAAUAGUCUCUGGAGUGUAGGAGUGGCCAGAGCGUCCAUUAAAAGAACGAUUCAUGCAGCAAAGCCUGAGAAUGGACUCUGGACUAUCCAGCUGGGGAAAGGGAAUGUCUACAGGGCCUGCACCACUGACCCUACCCCCCUCUCCCUGAGUGAGAAGCCCCAGAAGGUGGGGGUCUAUGUGGACUAUGAAGAUGGUGAGGUCUCCUUUUACAAUGCCCAGGCCAGGUCUCAUAUCUACUCGUUUACCGAUUGUUCCUUCACUGAGAAACUUUACCCGUACUUCAACCUUGGGGUUUGUGGCAUUGACAAAAUGUCAGCACCGUUGAUCAUCUCUCAUGUGAGCCAAUCAGAUUGAGAUUUAACUCGUAUCGAUUACAUUCUAAAGAAAACUGAACAUUCCAUGCAUUGAUUUAUAUUGAAUAUUUAGAGAGGUAUAUAUUGUAUCUUACCAGGAAAUCUAGAAUCACAUUUGCUGGGCUUUAUUGUGAUGUCCUUUACGAUUGUAUGAUGACAUACUGAAAAUGCAGCUCAUUACUAAUCCUGCCCCAAUAUGUCUCUGUAUCUAAUUUAUGUGGAAAUAUUAAAUUGAAUCCUCUUUGCAUUGAA
This is a messenger RNA of Salvelinus sp. IW2-2015, 3456 nucleotides long. RefSeq names its product E3 ubiquitin-protein ligase TRIM39. Gene Ontology annotation, molecular function: protein binding; ubiquitin protein ligase activity. The record is from RefSeq and is a predicted model, not a curated record. Gene Ontology annotation, cellular component: cytoplasm. Gene Ontology annotation, biological process: protein ubiquitination. NCBI's taxonomy places the organism in Eukaryota, Metazoa, Chordata, Actinopteri, Salmoniformes, Salmonidae.